Aegilops tauschii subsp. strangulata is the source of this 2242-nucleotide messenger RNA. RefSeq names its product rab GTPase-activating protein 22. Gene Ontology annotation, biological process: activation of GTPase activity. Lineage: Eukaryota; Viridiplantae; Streptophyta; Magnoliopsida; Poales; Poaceae. The record is from RefSeq and is a predicted model, not a curated record. Gene Ontology annotation, molecular function: GTPase activator activity.
ACCUUUUUUUAACUCCCCUUGUCUCUCUUCGGAGAGAGAGAACCGAAUCACCAAUCGACCGCACAGUGAUCCGCAUCCGCCACUGAGUCCCACCUCGCCGCCGGCGAGGUCCUCGUCGUUGUCCGGCGGCGUCGAUGGAGAGGCCCGCCGCCCUCACGCGGGAGAAGUCGGUGUGGGCUUGGUCCCGGUAGUUACAAUCGGUUGGUGGGGGCGGGGGCAGACAGGACAGGAGAGCGCCGCGGCGAUGAAGGCCCUGCGGCGAUCCAGCACCUCGUCUUCGUCCUCAUCCUCGUCGUCCCCGAGGACGCCAUCCUCGCCGCCGCCGCCUUCGUCGCGGAUCCACCGCCGUUCGCUUCUGCUCGUCGCCUCGUCGGCCUCCUCUUUGGCGGCGUUGGGGAAAUCGGCCGCGGCGGCUUCGGCUUCAGCGUCGCCGUUGCUUACCGCAGAUUCCUCGUCGUCGUCCCCACCGAAUUCGGACCGAGGUGCAAUUAAAUCUCCAUGGUCUCGGAGGAAAAGAAAACAAGCACUCUCUUGUCAAAACUGGAGCCGUCUAUUUUCUGUGAAUGGGAAGUUUCGUGAUGGAGGAAGAAAAUUUCUGAAGAAAGUUCGCAGUGGGGGAAUUGAACCAGGUAUCAGGGCUGAAGUUUGGCCAUUUCUACUUGGAGUCUAUGAUUUAAAUAGUUCUGAAGAGGAAAGAAAUAUCAUCAGGACAAAGAAAAGGAAUGAGUACGAAAAGCUCAGGCGCAAAUGCCAUCAAAUUCUGAACUGCCAAAAGGGAUUUGGGCUAAAGGUUAUAAAUGAAAUCAACAAUGAGGGGUGUUCUCGUGGUGUGCCUUAUCUGCAAGAUGUUAGUGCGAGUGUUUCUGUAUCAGCCAAGGAAUUUAAUUGUUCAGGGAGCGAGGCAAAUAGUCCGGAUAAUGCUGCCUGUGGUGCUGCAGAAUGCAUGGAUGAUGAUACAAGUGAGUUAACUUGUGUAGAUCAAUCUAUGGCAGAAUCAGAAUCUUCUGACUCUGCAUCUUCUGAUGAAGAAGACCACGGGCAGAUAUCCGUCUGUGCUGAUAUAGAAGAGAACGGCGCUCCAGAGCCUAAAUUUGUCAGGAGUACCUCGUCCAAGUCAGACUUCUUUAGAUCUAACAAAACUCCAGAGGAUUUUGCAACAUGGCAGCGCAUUAUACGUCUAGAUGCUAUCCGGGCAAACACAGACUGGGCUUUAUUCUCCUGUAACCAGGCUGAAAUCUCCGAGGAAAAGGCAUUGCAGCGUGCAUUGUCUGUUGGUUUGAAAGAUUAUGACCAUUUAGAGCCUUAUAUGGUAUAUCAUGCUGCCCGGUUAGUUGCAUUGCUUGAGGCAUAUGCACUCUAUGAUCCAGAGAUUGGCUACUGCCAAGGUAUGAGUGACCUGUUGUCACCUAUAAUUGCGGUAAUGAAGGAAGACCAUGAAGCAUUUUGGUGCUUUGUGGGCUUCAUGAAGAAAGCUCGGCACAACUUCAGGCUGGAUGAGGUUGGAAUAAGAAGACAGUUGAAGACUGUCUCCCAGAUAAUCAAGCGCAAAGACUCGCACCUCUAUAGACACCUGCAGAAGCUGCAGGCCGAGGACUGCUUCUUUGUGUACAGAAUGGUGUUGGUCCUCUUCAGGAGAGAGCUCACCUUUGAGCAGACUUUAUGCCUGUGGGAGGUGAUGUGGGCUGAUCAGGCCGCUGUUCGAGCUGGGAUCGGAAGGUCCACUUGGGGAAGGAUAAGGCUCCAUGCUCCUCCAACCGACGAUUUGUUGCUGUAUGCCAUUGCGGCCUGCGUCCUACAGAGGAGGAGGCUGAUCAUCGAGAGGUACAGCAGCAUGGAUGAGAUACUGCGGGAGUGCCAUAGCAUGGCUGGGCAGCUCGACGUCUGGAGGCUGCUUGAUGAUGCGCACGACUUGGUUGUUAACCUCCACAAUAAGAUCUGAUUCAAUCGCUCUUUUCGGAUCAUUUGUAGACCUAAAAAAUUAUGCCCGAGGUAUGUUCUCAGUGAAAGUGAACUUUCAUCUGUUGUUUGUCACCCGGCAUAAAAACCAUUCUAGGUAUAGAGAUUGUUGUAAGUUUAAGUGGAUAAAGUUCCCUUCAAAGAAAAGAGAACAUGGAAGAUCAAGUAUCCCAAGUUCAGCAAAAUACAGUACAUCUUUGGAUGUCCAUAGUUACCAGGUUGCUGCCAUUGUAAACAGUCGGUUGUUUAAUUUGAUGUAGGGAACUUGCUGUUUUUGCCUUAAAAA